Molecule: messenger RNA, 2396 nt
Organism: Agelaius phoeniceus (red-winged blackbird)
Lineage: Eukaryota; Metazoa; Chordata; Aves; Passeriformes; Icteridae
Source: RefSeq, a predicted model, not a curated record
GCGGCGGGCGGCGUUUCCCGGCGGCGCGGCGGCGGCGCGGGGCGGUCGCCAUGGCAGCGGGCCCGUGGUGCUGGGGGACGCUCGCGGCGCUGCUGCCGCUGCCGCCGCUGCUGCUGCUGCUGCUGCUCGGGGGCGCGCGCCGCCUGCGCCGGGGCCGCGCGGGGUCCCGCGGGGGCGCGCGGGGCGGGCGCGCGCUGGUGCUGACGGCGCACCCCGAUGACGAGGCCAUGUUCUUCGCCCCCGCCCUGCUCGGCCUGCGCAGCGCCGGGGCCGCCCCCGCCGUGCUCUGCUGCUCCGCAGGAAAUUAUUACAAUCAAGGGGAGAUUCGUAAGAAAGAGCUGGAACAGAGUUGCUGUGUCCUGGGGAUUCCUGCUUCUGAUGUCACAGUCCUGGAUCACAGGGAUCUUCCUGAUGAUCCUGCUGUGGAGUGGGACACACAGCUCCUGGCCACCCUUGUCCUGGAGCACAUUGAAGCCAAGAACAUCAACCUGGUGGUGACGUUCGAUGCAGGAGGAGUGAGUGGCCAUGCCAACCACAUCUCUCUCUACAAAGCUGUCAGGUACCUGCAUUCAGAGGGGAAGUUACCUGAAGGGUGCUGUGUGCUCGUGCUGGAAUCAGUAAAUCUCUUCAGGAAAUACAUUUCCUUCCUGGAUGUCCUCAUUUCCUGCCUCCUGCCCAGGGAUGCACUCUUCAUCCUCACAGAGGAGGAGACUGAACAAGCCAAGGCUCCACCUUCACUUUCACCUCCUGAAAUAUGAGCUUUUCUUCUUGAUUCAGAACAGGGCUCAAGGUCAACUCACAAGAGUCUCAGCAGGACACAGGAAUGAGGUGCAAGUGAUUCUAAUGAAGUCUUUUGUAUUGUGAUUUAAACUUUAGCACAGCUAAAGGCAAAGUGCCAAACCAGCAACCCUGGAGUGGUUUACAGAGCAGAGGCAGGCUGAAAACUGAAUGUCACAAAGGAAUGAGACAAAACAGCAUAGAAAGAUUUAUUUAAGAAACAGAGAACAGGUAACAGUAAUUAGAGAUUGAUUUCACCAACCACCACCCAGGAAAGCCCAGACUGCAUUUCCUUGGCAGUGCUCCCAAGGCUGCUGGGAGGAUGUGUCAGGGUUUUGACAUGUCUCUGAUGGUCUUAUGUUCCCUCACUGCUUUCUCCCACUCCUUGCCAUUGAUAUCCUCUGUGAUAAUGGUCUGCACAGUGCCAUCAUCCAGACAGUGGGGAGCGAUUCCUGAAGAAAAACAGAGUACACAGAAACCUACUUUUCAUAAAAUGUGGGAGAUGCCUGCUCCACUCCAUGGCUGGGGCAUCUCAGGGAAUUGUAAAUGCUCUUGCUGUAAGGCUGAGGAACCUGGAUGAGAAUCCUGUCACAGGAAGAAGCCCACACAUUAUGGGUAAGAUUGUUUUUUUAUGGAGGAGCUGCAGGUUCAGACUUCAGUUCCUUUAGGAACAAACUCUUAGGACACAUACUGCUCACUGCUGUCAUGUCAGCAUCCAAUGGAAUCUUUGUCCAAGGUUUACUUGGAGGUUAACUCUGCUUAGCACAGUUUGCUUUGUACCUACCAUAACCAUCAGGGUUAGAACGAGGAGUAUAAAAGCUCUGAACACCACAGGUCUUGCAGAACGUGUGCUGGGCACGGUGUGUGUUGAAGGUAUAAGUUGUCAAAUUGUCAGCGCCCUAAGGAAAGGAAAAGCACUCUAAGUUUUCCAUGGAAAUAGAUGGAUUCAUUACUUUGGAAAGAUACAAUGUAGAAAUGUACAAUUUAAAAUGCCACGUUCCUGUCUUUACUUGAGAUACAGAGCUGUGCAUUCCUGCUCCUUUCCUGAACCCCUGUGCUUUGUAUGGACACGUGUCCAUAACAGUCAGGCCUGGCAACUGCAAGAGCUCUAAACAAAAUGCACCGACACAACCACACCAGACAGCUUAAAAUGCAGCCAUUUCCUCCAGCCAGCCAAACCUAGGGCAGAAAACUGCCUGUUCUUGGCUCUGUGAGGGUAACACUGCUCAUGCUCAUGGCCAUGCUCUUACUGAGUUCUUACUCUACCUUGAGCAGCUUGAAACGCGACGCUGGCACAAUGAAGUGUCGGUUCUGUUUCUUUGUGCAAAUGCUGCAACUGUAAAAGAAAAAACAGACCUUUCUAGAAGUGGACAGGUUGUAGAGCAGCAAUCUGAGCUCUUGACAACAGAAAUCCCACCGACAGCUAGAAUGGCUCAGAGGUAAGUGGCAAAAGUGGAUUUGUGGUGUCAGUAGUGUUUGUCAAGCGCACCUGUGAACAGACUGGCCCUACACAGGUACCCCAAUAAGAUAUCCUCACACACAACUCUUGAGGACAAAGUCUAGCCCUGAGAAAUCCACUUAAUGGUUCAGAGCACAUUUGAGCAAUUCUGCCAACAUUU